Messenger RNA from Oryza sativa Japonica Group (Japanese rice), 1821 nucleotides. RefSeq names its product cytochrome P450 87A3-like. The record is from RefSeq and is a predicted model, not a curated record. Gene Ontology annotation, biological process: brassinosteroid biosynthetic process; multicellular organism development; brassinosteroid homeostasis. NCBI's taxonomy places the organism in Eukaryota, Viridiplantae, Streptophyta, Magnoliopsida, Poales, Poaceae. Gene Ontology annotation, molecular function: iron ion binding; oxidoreductase activity, acting on paired donors, with incorporation or reduction of molecular oxygen; monooxygenase activity.
AUAGAUACCUCCCCUGUGAUGUGCAGGAAGCCACUCGAGAGCUUUCUCUUUCUGUGUGUAGUGUGUGCAACUAGGAGGCUUGUUCCAUACUAGUUUGCUAGGUCAUGGAAAAGAGCGAGAUUUUCGUAGGAGCACACUCAUAUGCAGCUAUAUGUGCUUUUACACUCAUCAUAGGAUGGUUAGCUCACUGGGUAUACAGAUGGAUAAAUCCUCCAUGCAAUGGGAGGCUUCCUCCGGGCUCAAUGGGCUUCCCUAUUGUUGGUGAGACCUUCCAAUUUUUCAGAACAAGUCCAUCAAUAGACAUGCCAAUUUACUACAAGCGAAGACUGGAGAGGUAUGGACCUAUAUUCAAAACUAACAUAGGAGGCCAGCACGUGGUCAUAUCCCUUGAUCCCGAGGUGAACCAGUUCAUAUUUCAACAAGAGGGGAAGUUGUUCCAAUCCUGGUUUCCAGAAACCACACUAAACAUCUUUGGAAAGAAGACACUCACCACGUAUAAUAGAACUGCUCACAAGUUGAUCCGGAGCUUCGUAUGCAAGCUCUAUGGCCCUGAAAACGUGAAAAAAUCACUCCUGCCAGAACUAGAGAACUCCAUGAGGGAAAGCUUGGCGUCAUGGAUAGGAAAACCUAGUGUCGAGGUGAAUGAUGGCGUGUCAAAUAUGAUCUUCGGCCUAGCUGCCAAACAUUUGAUUGGCCUCGACAUCACCAAUUCAGGAGAAUUGAAAAAGAACUUUCAGGAAAUAUUUCAAGUGAUGGUUUCCAUCCCAUUCCCAAUAUAUUUUCCAGGGACCUCGUUUUACCGAUGCAUGCAGGGUAGGAGAAAUGUAUGGACCACACUAACAAAUGUAAUGAAAAAGAGGCUAAGUGCACCUGGAAACAAAUUCGGCGACCUUGUCGAUCUGAUAGUUGAAGAGCUACGGAGUGAAAAUCCAACAAUUGAUGAAAGUUUUGCUAUAGACACUCUAUCUGGGCUCUUGUUUGCUAGCUUUGCACCGCUAUCGUGCACCUUGACUACAACUUUUAAGUUCCUCAACGACAAUCCUGAAGUUUUUGACAAGCUCAAGGAGGAGCACGAAAUGAUACUGAAGAAACGAGAGGGUGCGAAUUCUGGGUUCACAUGGGAGGAAUACAAGUCCUUGAAAUUCAGUACUCAGGUUGUGAAUGAAAUUAAUCGAAUCACUACGGUUAUACCUGGUGGUUUCAGGAAAGCACUAACAGACGUGCAAGUAAACGGAUAUACAAUUCCGUCUGGGUGGCUAGUCAUGAUUAGCCCCAUGGGAGUGCAUCUAAACCCAAAAUUGUUCGAGGAUCCACUCAAAUUUGAUCCAUGGAGAUGGACGGAGGAGAAGAGAAUCUCGAUGCAAAGGAAUUUCAUGCCAUUUGGAGGAGGAAUCAGGAUGUGUCCUGCGGCAGAGUUUAACAAGCUUUUUAUCACACUCUUUCUCCACAUCGUGGUGACCGAGUAUAGAUGGAAGGAUAUCGACGGAGGGAAUGUAAAGCGUAUCUCCGAGGUUUUGGUCGCUCAAGAGUAUCAUAUUCAACUAGUUCCUCAGACGUAACAUACCUAUGGGAUAUUCAUCUAUAAAAAACCAAGUGUCAAUGGAUCCUACGGAGCUAUUCGUACAUGUACUUCAAUAUUUUCAUCAUAUGGUCCUCUUAUGUGUGUGUGUGUGCAAGUUUGAAUUUCCAUAUAUUGUUCCAUACUUCCAUUAAAGUCUCAUAUGAUUUUCCUCGAAUUUGAUGAACUAGCCGCCAAACCGUGCAUUGUAUCACUUUUCAUAUAUUGUUAUAAUAUCAUUAAUGUAUUGGUUAUCUAUAUCA